This is a messenger RNA of Mesorhabditis belari, 1032 nucleotides long. Lineage: Eukaryota; Metazoa; Nematoda; Chromadorea; Rhabditida; Rhabditidae. The record is from the annotation of a GenBank genome assembly.
AUGCCCAAAGUGUCGGAAAGUUCGGAUGAUGGUUGGCCUGCACCUACAAAGCGACAGCCUCGAGUUGUGCCAACGAGUGUCCACCAGCCACGUGAAAGUUCGAAUCUGAUGCGAGCCGAGAUUUCCGACGUUAAGCAUCGCAGAUUUGAGCUCCACUACGAGUCAGAUAAAAAUGAGUCUGCUUUUCGUUUUCAGCAAAAGGAAUUGGCUGCUGCAAACGGUCAAUCAUUGACGAAGCAUGACGAACAGAAGUCUGAAAUGAGGUCGGUUUCCUCUUUUCUGGACAAACAGCCAAGGAAUGACACCAUGCUUUAUCAAGAAACGGACUUAAAGGCCGAAGAUUACUAUGAACUAGAGCAAAAAGUGGCACUUCUCAAACGAGUUCAUCGAGGAGAAUUUAUUUUACUGAAUGAAGACUUGACGAAGGACCAGCUUCUGCUUAGUGCGCUCACUUGGAAUAUGGAUUUUCUUAAUAUCUGUGAAACUGUUGUUGCACCGGCUCCUAAAUACCAAGGUAUGGAUUCAUCGAUCCUUCCUUGGAGAAUUGAAAAUCACGCAGUCUACUAUGACUUGAUCGACUUCGUUCAGCCCGGCAAAGAUCUCCCGCAAAUGGCUACUCCUAUCACAUUCCUUGAGCCGCAGCUACUUCUAUGCGUCGGCUUUGACGAGAAAAGCAACAACAAAGAGCAAGUGCAAACCACUUUGAAACGAAUACUUGAUGAUGGAUUUAUCUUGGACCCACUCCAAGAAAUCGUCUAUGGAGUAAAGGCUUUAUGGAAGUGCCCAGAUGACGGCAAAUACAUUCGCGUCGUUACGCUUGCCUUGGACAAUAACAUAGGAGCCAGAGAAGAGGCGUGGGUUGUGACUUGUUUGGAUUCUGUUUGCUUGGAACGCGACAAGACUUUUGUUGUGCAGGGAAGCGAGCUGUUUGUGAUACCUGACCAGCUUAGUAUCAAGAACAUUCCCGCCCAGCUAUUUAUCAUGCAACUCCGUGGAUUAGAUCAUAUACGCGAGGUAAGCAUUAUCUUGAUC